This is a messenger RNA of Macrosteles quadrilineatus (aster leafhopper), 3187 nucleotides long. RefSeq lists its product as uncharacterized. Lineage: Eukaryota; Metazoa; Arthropoda; Insecta; Hemiptera; Cicadellidae. The record is from RefSeq and is a predicted model, not a curated record. Gene Ontology annotation, biological process: cilium assembly. Bases 1 to 1437 code for a protein of 478 amino acids. The transcript has 9 exons. Gene Ontology annotation, cellular component: membrane; BBSome.
AUGGGGUUCUUAAAAAAUCUAGUAGCCCCUAAAUCUGUGGAUUCUCUCGGAUUAGAGGACAUUGUCAAACGUCUUAAGGCCCACUAUGCUCCUAAAAAGCUUCUUAUAUCAGAACGCUACAAGUUCUACAAGAGGGAUCAGCUCUCGGGUGAAUCUGUUUCAAACUAUGUCAUUGAACUUAAGAGACUUGCUUCUCAGUGUAACUUUAACACAUUUCUGGAGGAGGCGCUGCGGGACCGGCUGGUUUGCGGCCUCACCAACGAGGCGAUACAGCGUAAGCUGCUUACGGAAAGUGAUCUUACUUUUACAAGGGCAGUAGAAGUUGCGGUCUCUAUGGAACUAGCUUCCAGGGAGUUAAAGGGGUUUCACGAGUCCAGUUCGGAGCUGGCUGCCAGUGAGGGAUGGGAGAAUGCAGGUUGUACAGACAGUGUGGCAGAGCUGGCUGCCAGUGAGGGAUGGGAGGAUGCAGGUUGUACAGACAGUGUGGCAGGUUUGUCUCACACCUCGGCGCCCCACUGUGUUGUCACGGUGGUCUUGGGGAGAUCAACUCCCCGGUAUCGUCUGCAGGCUGACAACGCGGCAGCUCUGUGUUUGGUUCUCUCACAACUUACCGCCAGAGUAGAGGGAUAUUACGCUGCAAGAAAUAAAACUGUCUCGAUCAGUUUUCCAGCAGGAUCAUUGCCGAUAGCUCCGCUUAUGGCAGCCAUAGACAACCACGUGGAGCUGAGAAACAGCAUAAAGACUUUACGGGUUACUCUUGCUAACCAGACGACUCAAUAUCGAGCAAUCGAGCGACGAUUGUUGAGUAAACUACGAGAGAGAACUGUCCAGCCUCUCGUGGGGUUGGACAAGUUAUUGUCUGACACCCAUCACUUGAUAGUGACUACAUCUCAUGCCAUUGAGGACAAUACACAGACACUGGAGACUAGUAGUUGUGAACUGGCCUGCAUUGUACGUCUUGUGCUCGUUUUGGUAAGAAUGUGCGACACAACAAACCUCAAGGACUGGACCGACUUAGCCGCUGCCAUGUCUUAUGUCAUGCAUUCUUCGGAAACACAGGGAUGGGAGGAGGUUUGUGAACCAGGAGUGAGCUAUUUGCUGUCCACCAGUCUCGCAAAGUCUGUGAGGGAUCACCAACGGUCAACAAUAGAUCCGUUAAAAGAUUCCGCACGCUUCAAGAAACUCAUCUCAAUGGCGUUAGACCGAGUGGUUUCCGGACUGACACCUCGCCCCAGGGAAGACGCUAGGGCUGUUUCACCAAUCAUGGAAGGAGAAGAAAAUAUCUCCAGUGCUCAUGUUCACUCAAGAAAAAACUCAAGUGAUGACAAUCUAGUUUCACUGAAACUGCUUCCAAGCAGAAAGGCUCUGCAGUCAUACGAUAAACCAAGAAAAACAAAUGAAGAAGAUGGAGGAGAAGAUCUUGAAGAUUUGGUUUAAUAGUUUUAUCUGUUUUAAUACUUUUAAGCAUUUUAAAAUCCCGCCAAUGUUUUCAUGAGCACUUCUUAAUGUUGUCACUUAAAUGGGAGCUGCAAUCUUGUGAUCUCUUUGUCUAUAAUGUGUUUUCUAUAAGGACACAUUAUAGUGCUAAACAUAAUAUUAUUUGUGUUGUGGUAAAGUUUAUUGUGUUUUAAUGUGAAAUGUGUUUGCUAUUACACUCCCCAAAUGCAUAAUAAGGCGAAUAACCCUUUGAAUUUAAGAUAUUUAAAAAAGACCUAGAAAACUAUCCCUGAAACAAUUUUUUUUUAAAUUAAUGUUGCCAUGAAUGCAUUGCAUGGAACAAAGUUUGAGGGCUGUCCCAAGUUCUUCAUGAAGCUCCUAACCGUCGUACUUACACUAAUACCAUUCUAGCCCUGUAGGAUGAUUAAUCUUGUCAUAGUAUUUAAAAUUUCAAAAACAUUGUGAGAGCAGAAAAUUGAUGCCCCCAACUAACUGCGUUCUGAGAUUGGAUAUCUGUGUUCUCAGUCGUUAACGCUCUUAAAGUUUAUUGCAAGUUGAUAGACUCAAAUGAAAUAAAAUAGUUGUUUCCAGUUAAUAAUCUUAUUUAUAUUUCAAUAUAUUAAACAAAUUUAAAUAACCAUUUAACUCUUAACUUAUCACCACGAAAAAAAGAAAAAACUUUUAAGAGCUAAACUUUUAAUUACAAUAAAUAAAAAUGUUAAGCUCGAUACUGUUUUAAUAAAGGUUCUAACAGAGUAGGCUUACGGAAUACUGACUGACAGACCAGUUAAAAUUGUCAUCUUACUUUUAAAAUGUUAAAUGAGAAACUUUUCCCAUACUAUGUUUUUUUUUUGUUAACACUCUAGCGUCUUUAGCUAGAUGACUUUGGUUUCGUUGUUCUUUAACCAUUAUUUUUAGAUCAUCAAAAGCGCGGCAUCUUGACAUUGCUACGUACAAUGCCCCAUGCUGAAAGCAGGGCUCUGGCAUAUAAAGACUAACUUUUUCAAGUGUCUGUCCUUGACUUUUUCCAGCCGAACUUUCAGUAAUAAUUUCAAGAUUUAGGACUUUGUUAUUCAACUCUUUACCAUUAAUCUGGUUCCAUUAACCAGUCCUUUUUGUGGAUUUAAAUUCCUUAGUAAAAUUACAAUUACACCUUUUUAAAGGCAUAAUUUGUGAGGAGGUAAACCUCUUGGUGCUAAAAUGUGAAGAAAUUCACCAGGUACAUGUAACUGGUCCCCCUCUUCUUGAAUCAAUCCGUCCACUGAUUAGUAAACUCUCAUUAUUUAGUUGCUCAACUAACUAUUUUAUCUAUAUAUAAAGCCAAAAGUACCCAUGAACUUUUGAGAAACUACAAGUCACACCCCCCUAAACCAUAUACUUAAAAUGUUCGUCAUGGCGAGAAACCUUGCGCAAAACUAUCCAUUAUUUCUUAAAUGCCCUUUAAGGUCGUAAUUCCUUUCUAAAGGGAACUUUCCAUAUACCUAAUGUUAAAAAUACCUCAGCUGUACUUAUUUGUUUGUAUUACUGUAUUCCGUUUUGUUUAUUUCAGCUUAACUUAAGCAAUCAACAAUUUUAUUAAUACUUAUGAAGUCAAACGGGGUGAAGCCCGUAGGUAACAGCUAGUUAAAAGUAAAUAUUAAAAUGACAUAUAGUCGGGGAAAUAUAGGAUAUGACCUUAAAAAAAUUGCAAGAAAAUGUUUUAUGGUUUUAUUUUGUAGAGCUGGGUUUGCAGAAUGAGGUACUAAAAGUU